UCUUGUGCUAAACCUUUCAUAUACGUGAUUUUUUUACAGUGAAAUGAAACUUAAAUAUUAUUGUAAUUGUAGAGCAACAAAGUAAUCCAUGAGAACUAAUGCUCAAUUAAAACACUGCCGAAUUUGAAAAACCAAUUUUGAAUAUAUUUUGUUGUAACCGUCAAUCCCGUACACGCAAUGCUGGUAUUUAUAGAUACGUGUGUAUGUAGAGAGAGAGAGAGUUUAGCUUUGCACGAAAUCAUUAUCAUGCUACACAACGUGGAAACUUCUCGCUGAACGAUAAGCCAACUUGCUGAUGAACAGCAAUAAAUUAAAAGGAAAUAACAUGAAAUAUGAAAAGGAUGUGCAAACGUUGACCCACAAAACUACGAUGAAGCCUACCUCAUAAACUUUUGUUAAACCUCGUCAAUCACCAAAUAAAGGAGCAUAACAAGCAAUUCCAUCAUACAAAUCCGAUUCCUAUUUUCAGUUGAAGAUGAACAACGGCACAACCACCAAGGGCUAUGGUUUUAACUCAGAUGGGUUCAGAUAUGGAGUAGCUUUUGUAAUUGGGUCGCUGGUAUUACUUCUCACGGUGGCUUUUGCAUGUGUGCGCCUUCGCAUGGCUCGAGGUCCCAACAUGCUCAAUAUUUUGGCUGGAAUUCCACCAUCUCAUCCCACAAGAGAUGCAGACUCAGCUGAACAAGGCCUUGGCCUUAGACUUGAUCACAUUGACACAAGCUUUGAAAGCUAUCCGAAACUUGUAUACUCCCAAGCAGAGAAGGGUUCAACUUCAACCAACAUCCCUUCUUCUAGCUGUUCCAUCUGCUUAGGUGACUACAAAGAGGGUGACAUGUUGAGGUUACUUCCUCACUGUCACCAUAUUUUCCACCUUGCUUGCGUUGAUCCAUGGCUUAGGUUCCAUUCAACUUGUCCCAUUUGUAGAAAAUCAUCUCUUCAACCUUCACAUAAUCCUCCCUCCAUUUGAUAUUCCACUCUUGUAUUCUAUUCAUCAUCAACUUUCCAAUAUAUACACUCUCAUCCACUUCUUCUCAA
Vigna angularis (adzuki bean) is the source of this 1035-nucleotide messenger RNA. Its product is annotated as RING-H2 finger protein ATL70. Lineage: Eukaryota; Viridiplantae; Streptophyta; Magnoliopsida; Fabales; Fabaceae. The record is from RefSeq and is a predicted model, not a curated record. The coding region runs from base 476 to 967 and encodes 163 amino acids. The transcript has a single exon.